UCGAGAUCUGAGCAAUGUUUACAUUUUGAGACAGGGAAAAUGGCGUCGUCUGCAAGUGAAUGCGGAACUGCAAAAUCGGAUCAAAAUACGAAAAUCAGAAUUGAUUUAGACCCAUCACAGCACAGAAAAUACACAUUUCCAACCGAACAGAUUCCAAGGCUAGAUGUGUCGGAUCCUAAAGUCAGCGAAUAUGUUCGAGAAGGGAAACCAGUGGUGAUCACGGGAUCUAAUCUGGUCCAGACAGCUCUAAAAUGGGACCUGGACUACUUAGAGGGGAACCUUGGCAAGGGCAAAUUCAAUGUGUACGUCUCCAAGAACCACCGCUUCAUGUACUUUGACGACAAGAAGGCUAGAAUACAGAAGGAAUUCACGCCCAACACGAGGCUUAUGGAGAUGACGUUCCCGGAGUUUGUUCAACUUAUGGAAGAUAAGAAAGGUGGCACGGACAAGAUAUACCUCCAGCAGGCUCUGAAUGACUCCGUAGGACCAAACAUUGUAGAAGACUUUGUGAGGUUCAACUGGAAUUGGGUAACGGACUACCAGAAGAAGAACAACUGGGGACCACUCACAUCAAAUCUUCUUCUCGUAUCUAUGGAAGGAAACGUAACUCCAGCUCACUACGAUGAGCAAGAGAACUUCUUUGCUCAGGUCAAAGGCUAUAAGAGAUUCAUCAUGUUCCCACCCAAUCAGUUUGAAUGUAUGUAUCCAUAUCCAGUCCAUCAUCCCAACGACAGACAGAGUCAGGUAAACUUUGACAAUCCAGAUUACAAGAGGUUUCCAAAGUUCCGAAAGGCCAAAGGAGUAGAAGCUGUGGUUGGUCCAGGAGAUGUCAUAUACAUUCCAAUGUACUGGUGGCAUCAUGUUGAAUCUCUCUUACAUGGUGGAGUGACGGUAUCAGUUACAUUCUGGUUCAAGGCCGGAACAGGACCAAAGCAGGUGGAGUACCCGUUAACAGCGCAGCAGAAGGUUUCCAUCACACGGAACAUUGAGAAGAUGAUGUUUGAAGUGCUCAAGGAUCCAAAAGAGGUUUCAUCGCUCUUUCAUCUCAUUGUCGAUGGUCGCUAUGACAACCCAGUUGACCCCAUGCCCCCUUCGAGUUAGCAUCCAGGCUGCCACACUCAUUCCACCUACGAGCAAUAGUUCACCUCAAUCCAUGAUCUACCUAGUUUCAAUCAGCUGAUUCAUGGAAAAUUGUCUGUCGACUGACAUCUAUGAUUAUUGUGAUAAGUAAUGAUAGAAAUCAACCAUUCAUAGAUAUCAGAUGCCAUAGUUGAUCUUAGAGUUUUUAUUAUAUCCUACUUAAAAUGAAUCCUGUAUUGUUACUGGUUCAAAUAGCAUCACAUGACCAAACAUAUUCUAGCUAUGAUGUUGAAACAAAACGCCCAUAAAGAAAUUCUCUGAUGUUCCUGAUAGAGUAGUGCACUAUUCCAUCAUUGACGUCACAGAUCAAGCAAUCUCUCAGAUGUACCAGUCAGCAAGCUUCUCUUCCGGGCAAAUCCUGUGAUGUGUUGGCUGAGGUUCUACCGAGUGUGGUUGCUUAGGGAAAAAUAGGUCAGUCAAGCAACUGGACUCUGCGAGUGCAACCGCAUAGAUUUUGGUCCUAACCUGUUAAAAGUGGGAUAUAAAACCAAUGUACCAGGCGUUUCUUUCAACAGUAUAGAUGGAAUUAUUCAUCCUUGCUUGGACUGGCAAUUUUACUAUCCCCCCCCGAGGCUCCACCCCUUGGUAAAUAUAGCAGUUGCCAGUUCAACCUCGGAUAGCUAAUUCCCACUAUACUUCCUCAGAGCCUGGUAUAUUAGAUGCUAAUUUCAACAUAAUAGACCAAUCAUGCUAUUCACAUUAAUCCUACCUAAAAUUCACUAACUGACCACUAAACCAUACUUAAUUUGGAUAAAAAUCUGACUUUUUACCAUUCAAAGCUCAUGUUUAGAUAUGAUUUUAAUAUUUUUAAGCAACAGUGUGAUUGCUCCCGAAUACUUUGCUGCGUAGUAUGUCGUGUUAGGCUGCAGAUUGCUGUAUUCUGCUAACACAUCAAUCCGCACCUAAAAACGCAACGAUGGGAUCCAUGCUUUAAGCCUCAAUGUUUAAAGUAAACAUCAAAGUGAGUGAAUAUAUAUUUACCCUAUGCCACACACAGUGUUUCCACUCUUCCCAAAAUUC
Messenger RNA from Lytechinus variegatus (green sea urchin), 2160 nucleotides. It is a transcript of the gene hif1an, whose product is annotated as hypoxia-inducible factor 1-alpha inhibitor-like. The coding region runs from base 40 to 1101 and encodes 353 amino acids. Gene Ontology annotation, molecular function: ankyrin repeat binding; peptidyl-histidine dioxygenase activity; [protein]-asparagine 3-dioxygenase activity. Gene Ontology annotation, cellular component: cytoplasm; nucleus. The transcript is spliced from 8 exons. The record is from RefSeq and is a predicted model, not a curated record. Gene Ontology annotation, biological process: peptidyl-aspartic acid hydroxylation; negative regulation of Notch signaling pathway. Lineage: Eukaryota; Metazoa; Echinodermata; Echinoidea; Temnopleuroida; Toxopneustidae.